Molecule: messenger RNA, 1053 nt
Organism: Adineta steineri
Lineage: Eukaryota; Metazoa; Rotifera; Eurotatoria; Adinetida; Adinetidae
Source: the annotation of a GenBank genome assembly
AUGUUGCUUAUUUGGAUAUAUCUAUUUUCAAUCUUCCAUUUAUGUACGUUCGUUGACUCAGUUGUACAAUGUGAACAAAAGAACGUAACCGUACAAGUACCAGACUUGUUGUUACCUAGUAUAACUACUACAGAAUCACUCGCUACAUGGUUUUAUUGGAAACAAGGUACUCAACUCAAUACAAAUACGAUAGUACAUUUGACGAUUCAUGGAUAUACAUACGAUCAUACAUAUUGGGCAUUUCCUUAUCAAUCACCAAAAUACUCUUAUGUUGAUUAUGUCAUUGAAAAUAGCAAUGGUAGUAUUGUUGUCGUAAACAUCGAUCGAAUUGGAAUUGGUUUAAGUUCAAAACCGGAUGCAAUAGACGUUACAGUCGAUUCAAAUGCUAACGUUAUUUCUCAAUUAACAACGUAUAUACAUAAUGGUGCAUAUAAAGAUAUUCAAUUCACAAAUAUUAUCCUUGUUAGUCAUUCAUUAGGAACAUUGAUUGCAUGGACAGUUGCUUCUCAGACUUCUUAUAAUCAAUAUAUUCGUGGUAUAAUUGCAACAGGUUGGUUACAUGUACCAAACCCAGUGGGAACAGCUGCUGUUGUUGCUUCGAUCUAUCCUGCACAAUUAGAUCCAGUAACUAGUCAGCAAUCGGUACCACCCUUAUAUGUCACAACAAAUCCAGCGAAUAAUACACGACAAAAUAUAUUUUAUAAUAUAAAUGAUGCUGAUCCAAAUGUAAUUCAAUUAGAUGAACAAACAAAACAUACUGGAACAGUAGGCGAACUUGCAACAUUAGGCCUGGCUAUUCUACCGACUGUUACGUUAUCGAUACCAUCUAAUAUUCCUGUCUUAGUCGUCAUGGGACAAUAUGAUAUAAUAUUUUGUGCUCCAUUAGCACUUUCAUGUGAUACCUCAUUAAUUAUAAAACUGAGAGAAAGCUCUAGCUAUCUAUCCACAAUAGACACUUUCGUUCUACUAAACUCCGGUCACGAUAUUAAUUUACAUUUGAACGCACAAUACUGGUAUGAAAAAGCAUUGAACUGGACACUACAACACUUUUAA